Molecule: messenger RNA, 557 nt
Organism: Arabidopsis thaliana (thale cress)
Lineage: Eukaryota; Viridiplantae; Streptophyta; Magnoliopsida; Brassicales; Brassicaceae
Product: transcription repressor
Exons: 2
Coding region: 27-557 (176 amino acids)
Biological process (GO): negative regulation of DNA-templated transcription; DNA-templated transcription
Cellular component (GO): nucleus
Source: RefSeq, marked reviewed
GAUUAUAAUGUGACUUAACUUUCAACAUGAAACUCAUAAACAGAGCAGAAGAAAAAGCAGAGAAGCAUAACAAACAAUCACAACACCAAACAAAAGAAGCAAGAGUCUGCAGAGCUUUGUGUUGCAGCAACAAAGCAAGACUCAGCAUUUCUUCUUCUUCCUCGGUGGAAGCAGACAAGAGUUCAAGAUUUUCAGACCAUCACGGUUCGCUCUCUAGUCUAGCACACUACAUGGUUCAGGAGAAGCUAGAGCAGAUGAUCAGAGAGACACAAGAAGCCACACAUCAAGAGAAGAUAAGACAACAAAAGAUGAGAAGAAGAAGAAGAAGAAGUGAGGGUAGUAUCAGUAGCACUAAGUUCAUUGUCAUGAUGGCGAUGGAGAAAUGUUCUUUUGAUCCAAGAAAGGAUUUUAGAGACUCUAUGGUUGAGAUGAUUGUAGCAAACAAGAUCAAAGAAGCAGAUGAACUUAGAAGCCUCUUGGAGUACUAUCUAUCGAUGAAUCCUCGCGAAUAUCGGUCUGCCAUUCUCGAGAUCUUUUACGAGAUACCUGGUUUGUAA